AUGUUGACUUAUAGAUAGGUUAUCUAUGCAUGUAGUUGUGGCGGCGGGGGUGUGCCACUAUGUAAGUACCAGUACCAUACCACUGAUAAAGAAAUGUUUUGGUUUUUAUUUUUAUCAGUGAUGUACAGUCUUUUUCAUGAAUAUUCCUAGAGCAAAAAUGAUUCUGAAAAUUACCUAUUGUUCGAUAAGUGCUUCGUUUAUUAAGUUUAGAAAAUACCUUCCAUAUUCACCAAUAACUUUAGUGUUCGUUGGUAACUAUUUCCCCUGAUAUUAGAACUUUUAUCACACCUCGGCGCAGGAACCACUGAAACAAAUGCUUCGAAGUCUCAAGUUUCAAAAGUUUUGACUUAUUCUACCGAAACAUCUUUUCAACGACUGGCUUUCUAGCGUUAUUUUGAAUGAAAUCCCUUCUCUAUGAAUCAUUUUGAUGAUUUUCCAAUUAAAUUGAAUUAUUAGAUCUAAUAUUUUGCAUACCGAAUCAGGAAUAGAAAAUGGCCAAAACCAGUUCUCGCGUUUACGAUCUUACUUAUCCGAGUCCUGUGACACUGAAAGAAAUUUCAGCUAUCGCAGUCGUUGCAGAAUUAUGGCGUGAAGAAAUCGCACAUACUGAUAUCAAGACUGCUCGGAAAGAAUUUGCUUCAGCGAAGGAUAUUCUGCUGAAAAAGAAAAUCCCCAAUGUUCCAUCGACGGUUUACGAUUUCCUAGUCAAAUACAUCGACAAGUUCAUAUCAUCAAUUGGGUACCGUCUAACGACUCAUUUUCACGAUUUUGUAUGGGACUGGAAUGGUGCUGUUCAUGAUGUUCGAACGGCCAAACGAAUGAUACUGUGUGAUCAGCUCACUGCUGAUCAGAAAUUCGGAAUUGCUUGUUCCUACUGCUUAGAAGAUGAUAUUAGACGACUUUGGCCACGUGUGAGCUCCAACUUCGAUAUAACCCAUAUGGAUUUUGAUAGUACUCCGCUACUGUACUACUGGAUUUGCUGUCUCAAAAACGAACUACACAAUGUACCCAAUCCUCGUGAUGAACCAAUCGAUGAGAGGAUGUUUUACAGUUGCGAAAUUCGACAUGAGGGCUUUUCUUCUCUCGAGUAUUUUUGGAAUCGUAUAUCCUACGAAUGGCGAUCGUAUGCAACCAUCACGAUGUCUAUGUACGAUCCCGGUUUAUUCGCUAGGUUCAUUUUACCUAGAUUAGACGAUUUCCAAUUGGAAACAUUUCUCGCUGAAAAAGGUGUUGAUUUCAUGUUUUCUUUGCUGAUCGAUAACUUUCGCAUAGUACCCAUACGCGUAGACAAAAUCCACGUUCUUCCUGCUUGGAUGUACAUUAGAACCAAAAUUAGCAAAAGUCAGUUCAUCGAAUUAAUUCAGAAAUUGCUGGAUGAAGACAUGAACAUAUUCAGCGAGAGUUACGAAGACGAAGUUUAUACUUGCUGCGAAGUAUGGGAAAAAUCUCCAGAGAAUUUCAAGCAAUGGGCAUUAAAUGCUGUAUUAUUUAAUAAAGAAUUGUUCAUAAGAAUGAGUACGCGGCCAGAUGACCCUAGACAAAUGAGAUUCCUAUUCACACUUCUGUUGGAUGCCAGUUUUGAACAAAGGCACAAAUUCUGGUGCGAAAAUUGGCGUAAUUUGAUCACCGGUGCUCGUGUCGAAGACCUAAGGAAAGUAAUGAAGUUAUGUUUCUGUGACGAAAACGAUAUAAGCUCAUUCAAAGAGCAAUACAUGUCUAAAUACGAAAAUAUCGGUCCAUAUUGCGUCAGAGCGCUAAAAAAAGGAUGUUUCGAGGAAUUGAGCAAGUUUUUGUAUUUUUGUUAUUCUGACAAGCAAAAAGCAAGAGAGCUGAAACAACAAUUGUUGAGGUCAAAUUUUCUCGGAGAAAAUUCUAUUCUGCGUUCUGAUAUUAUCCAUUCUUAUCAUAAACAGUUGAAUGCGUUCAUCGAAGAUGCUUUUGAGGAUGUCGAUCUUUGUGCUGAAUUCAAAAAUCAAUUCGUUUCAUCGCCUGCAACUAAAGAGUGUUUAUUGACGUGUAUUCGUUCAAACGACUUUAGUUGUCUGAAACAGUUAGUUGAAGCAUUCUUACCGGAAGAACUGCUCACUAAAGCGUGCUCACCACGGUGGCAGGAAAUACUUUGAACUGGUACCUACCAGUUUCAAUACUCGUUAUAUAGAAAUUACGUGUGAUCUUUCAUAAAUUACAUGAAGUAUCUUAUUAAAAAUUAAUAUUAUUAUUGACGUGCAGUACUACUAUUUAUUUUGUUUUUAUCAAGUUUGUAAUGAUGAUUUUAUUAUUUUAGUUUAUUAUUCGUAAGGUAUUAAACCCGUUCAGUUUUUGA
Messenger RNA from Planococcus citri (citrus mealybug), 2323 nucleotides. RefSeq lists its product as uncharacterized. The transcript is spliced from 3 exons. The record is from RefSeq and is a predicted model, not a curated record. The coding region runs from base 492 to 2123 and encodes 543 amino acids. Lineage: Eukaryota; Metazoa; Arthropoda; Insecta; Hemiptera; Pseudococcidae.